Messenger RNA from Musca domestica (house fly), 2312 nucleotides. RefSeq names its product sphingosine kinase 2 (gene Sk2). Gene Ontology annotation, biological process: sphingosine biosynthetic process. NCBI's taxonomy places the organism in Eukaryota, Metazoa, Arthropoda, Insecta, Diptera, Muscidae. The record is from RefSeq and is a predicted model, not a curated record. The coding region runs from base 115 to 2010 and encodes 631 amino acids. Gene Ontology annotation, cellular component: intracellular membrane-bounded organelle; cytoplasm; membrane. The transcript has 3 exons.
AAAAACUUCAUGAACCAUGUGAUUCUAGUUCCCAUAGCACCGUACAUUGAAUAUUUACCAUGGAUUAAUUGAAUACGGAACGACACAGCUCCUAUAUGGAAGGAAAUUCACAAUAUGCAAAUAAAUUCUCCUAGACAUGAAGUGGAAUCUCAAAAGUUAUUAUAUUCAUCCAGUGCGCUUAGUGAGCUUCGCGAUACUUUUUAUUCGAACAGCAAGAAAAAGAAGAGCAGUGUUUUCCAUGUUGUCUUAAAUUCGUGUGGUCUGCUAUUGCAAAGAAACACCACAGAUAACACAGGCGCUGGAAAAGAUCACUUUGUGCCAAUUUCGGAUAUAAUCGGGGGACGAUGUGUGCGUCUACAGAGAUCACCACGUUUUAAAUCGACUGGCGGAUGUGGGGUUUGUACUCCCAGUAUUUCAGAUAAAGAUGGAAAGCCAAAUGAAGACGAGGACGCUUAUUUGUAUGUCUUUGCAUAUAUUCUGAAACGACAGAAGAGGAAUAUGAGAAACGUUGUAAAAAGAGAGCGGACUGUCAUAACACUGAGGUUCCGGUCGUUUGACAGUCACGAGGAUAAUAUGCGCGAGGCCGAGAAAUGGUAUAAAACAUUGAAGGCACACAGAGAAAACUACGUACUGGAAGGUGCGACUAGAUGUACUUUAAAUAUACCACCGAAACGUAUUCUUAUCUUAUUGAAUCCCAAAUCCGGUUCAGGAAAAGCUAGAGAGUUGUUUCAUCGUCAGGUUGUGCCUGUGCUGAAUGAAGCGGAGGUUCCAUAUGAUCUAUAUGUAACUAAACAUUCCAAUUAUGCAUAUGAUUUUGUUAAAAAGCGGGACUUGUCUGUUUGGACUGAAAUCGCGACAGUAGGUGGCGAUGGUCUAUUCCACGAAGUCGUGAACGGAGUGCUGAAACGUCUAGACUGGGAGGAUGUAAUCGAAAACAUAUCAUUGGGCAUCGUACCAUGUGGUUCAGGCAAUGGACUUGCCCGCUCUAUAGCUCACUGUCACGAAGAACCGUAUGAUCCGAAACCUAUUUUGGGAGCUGCUUUGACUCUAGUUGGGGGUCAUUCCACACCAAUGGAUAUCGUUGAAAUUGAGGUACAAGACAAGGUGAUGUAUUCUUUUUUGUCCGUUGGGUGGGGUCUCAUAUCCGACAUCGACAUCGAAAGUGAACGCCUAAGACCCUUAGGGUAUCAAAGAUUUACAAUUUGGACAUUGCAUCGUCUUAUAAACUUACGAACAUAUCGCGGUCGAAUAUCGUAUAUACCUAAAGAAGAAACUGAACCGGGAGCCAUGUCAUCACCACACGAAAUAUCUAGGAGUAAAAGAAGUUUGCAGCACAGUAUCAGCCUCCAGGAAACAUUGGACAAGCAAUACAAAUCCAACGACCACAUAAGCUCAACUGAAUUUGAGGAUGUUAUAUCGCUAGAAACAUUAGCUAACCAAUCAUUUAGAUCGCGUUGUGAUAGCUGGCUAUCAUCGGGAUCCCGAAAAAGUACUUACUAUUCGAUUGCAGAAAGCUUGUAUCACAGUAUUUCCGAUACCAGUGAAUGCAGCGCCAGUCCUUACGCUGAGGGCACUGAUGAUGCUGACGAUCCGCAGUGUGAGCGUUUAAGCGAAAAGAAGGUGGGUCCCCUUCCCAAUAGCAGUAAGUGGAUUGUAGAGGAAGGAGAAUUCGUAAUGAUUCAUGCCGCCUAUCAAAGUCACCUUGGCAGUGACUGUUUUUUUGCGCCCCAAUCUAAGCUCAAUGACGGUACAAUACACUUAGUUAUAAUAUAUGGCGGCAUCAGCAGAUCACAACUGUUAAAUUUUCUGAUCAACAUGAGCUCCGGAACUCACUUACCCUCUCAAAACAACGACUUUAUAAAAGUUGUACGCGUCGAAGCUUUCCACCUGACACCUCAUGAGAACAAUGGCAUAUUGACUGUGGACGGCGAACGGGUGAAAUGUAGUCCACUUCAAGCUAGAAUCAUUCCUGGAGCAGUAAAAAUUAUGAUUCCAAAGAAAAUGCAUUGAUUAAAACUACGAAUUAGUUUCAAGCAUAGAGUUCUAAUAUAUCUCAAAACCACUCCAAUAAUCGUAAUCUCUUAAUAUAGUUCUUUUGUUUUUGUUGAUAUGUGAUAUUCCAAAUAUAGUCAUAACAUCACUUCUCCAUAUAAGUGUAUUUUAAUAUAGAGUACGCCUGCAUACAUAUAUUCUUCCAAAAGUGUGAUUAUACUAACAAAUUACAUAAUAAUUUUAAUGUUGCCACAGUAAUUUUGUUUAUUUUGUACUUUUUGUCAGAAUUUUAAUAAAAAAAAUUUUGAAAUUCUAAAAAA